GGGCCCGGCCCGGGGAGCCCGGUGGAGCCCGGUGGAGCCCGGUGGAGCCCGGUGGAGCCCGGGCCUCGGUGCCGGGGAGCCAGCGGGGCCCCGGGCGGGAGCGGCGCAGGCCCGGUGGGGUUUGAGCGCUGCCAGGGGUGAAUGUGCCGCUCCUUUGUUCCCGGCUUUUCUGCUCCCACCCUUCAGCCCCCUGCCAGUGCAUCCAGGCACAUCCAGGGCUGGCUUUGUCGGCAUUCCAGGUGCUGAGGCCGGGUGACUGUGGUGAACUGCUCUGGAUUGAUGGAUUACCCAAUUUUCCCUCGCCUUUCUCUGGGCGCUCCAGCCUCUCCCCGCCGCGGAUGGCUGCAGCCCCCUCCAGCUGAGUCAGUCCUGCCUCCCCGCAGCAUUGCAGCACCUCCGCAGCUCCUGCGCUCCCUCCCGCUCCUGCAGCACCGCUCCGCUCCCGCCGCAGCAUGGCCAGCACCGUCUCAGCCUACAAGGAGAAAAUGAAGGAGCUGUCUCUGCUCUCCCUCAUCUGCUCCUGUUUCCACACCCAACCCCAUCCCAACACCAUCUACCAGUAUGGAGAUAUGGAGGUGAAGCAGCUGGAUAAGAGGGCAUCAGGCCAGAGCUUCGAAGUGAUCCUGAAGUCCCCUUCAGAUUUAUCUCCUGAGAGCCCAAUCCUUUCCUCCCCUCCCAAGAAGAAGGACCUGUCCCUGGAGGAGCUGCAGAGGAGGCUGGAGGCUGCAGAAGAGAGGAGGAAGACCCAGGAGGCGCAGGUGCUGAAGCAGCUGGCGGAGAAGCGGGAACACGAGCGGGAGGUGCUGCACAAGGCGCUGGAGGAGAACAACAACUUCAGCCGCCUGGCCGAGGAGAAGCUCAACUACAAGAUGGAGCUGAGCAGGGAGAUCCGUGAGGCACAUCUCGCUGCCUUGAGGGAGCGGCUCCGCGAGAAGGAACUGCACGCAGCCGAAGUCCGCAGGAACAAGGAACAGCGGGAGGAGAUCUCUGGAUAAAGGGCUUUUCUACACAUCUAGCACCUGAUUCCUGUUAACAAACCAACCAGUUGACCAACCAACACAUUUUAUUUUGUUUGUCUAGAUGCAGCAUUCGGUUCUCCAUCCCCCCUCCCCGGUGUUUGUCCCACAGCUACACGCUUCUCUCUGCAUCCCUAAUUGUCAGUGCUUGUGGGGAUUCACAGAUCAUAGGGACCUCUAAGCAGAAUAGCAACUAGUUCACAUCAAAUAGAGAAUCAAUCAGUCGAUCAGUCAAUCAAACAGCUUCUUUGGAGGGUUUUGUCCUUUUUUUAAAAAAAAAUAUUUCUUAAACUGAUGUAAAAAAAAAAAAACCACAACAAACCAAACGAAGAUAUUAAUAAAUUCAACCACCAGUGUCACAGAGAUACGGAUUUCUUAUCCAGGGCUUUUCCUCCUCUUGGUGUUUGCUCUGAGCCAAAUAUCAGUUUCAGAAAAAUGGGAAUAAGUGAUAAUUUCUGUGUGGGAAGUAAAAUAGGGAGCAGUCCCCUGUUUGCCCAUGGUAGGAGAGAGGAAGCAGAGGGAUGGAUGGCUCAGGGGUUGCAGUGUGCAGAACCCCCAUCUUUUGGCUGCCUUCAGAGCCGGCCCAGGUAGGCAGUGACCACAGUCCUCAUCUUUGGGUGAUUUUUGAGAACCUGCGCGGAAGCAGCAGAGGGGCUCCACCCAAAGCUUGGUGCCAGGUGCCACAUCACGGCAAGUCCCUGUCACAGUGGGCACUGCCUGAUGCCCUGGGUGGCCACUGAGCUAUCCUCUUCCCAGCUGAGCAGGGACUGAGAGGUCUUGGCUGCUCUGCCUGGGAGAGCUGUGGGUGAUGAUUGCAUUUCCAGCUCCGUGGGAGUCCUGGGAGAGACCCUCAGUCCUCUGUGGGCUCCCCAGUGCUCCCACAAGACAGGAUUCCACCCUGCUAGGAAAGCAAAUCCAACAGAGAUGGUGCAUGGUUGUGAAAUUGCCUUUUAGUGAACAGAAGAAUCCUUCCCUCUUUCCAGUGAUGGAUGUGGUUCUUUGGGGCAUCACAGGGAAGAUUGCUGGAGACCAAAUCCUGGUGCUCUCUUCUGAUCUCCACUGAAUUCCCAGCUGGAUGUGGGAGGGAUCCCUCCAUGACCAUGGCUUGAUGUCAGGGGACUCUGCUCCUAAAAGGAAGGGCUACCUUACUCCCAAAGCCCUCCUCCUGGUCUGGGGGGACAAUAGGGCUGUUAGAAAGCUCCUGUGCUGUCAGUGACAAAAGAAAAUUAGAUUUAGGGUGAAGAAGGAAACUGAGGGUUGAAUUUCUUAACAGUAGCUAAUGAUCAGUUUAUAGUAGCAGCUGUCUUAGAUAAGCAUUUGUGUAGAGCGCGGCAUUGCCGCCAGCAUCACCUCAUCCAUAUAGUGACGAGAAAUUUUAAAAAGUUUAAAAAAAAUUAAAAAGUAAUUUAAAUGAAAUGUUUGUGUGUAAGAAAUGGUUGAAACUGUCAAAUGUCUGUGUCCCACGUUGGUGGGAUCUGAGAAGGUAUCUGCGGGAUAUUAACCCUGUCCUACUCUCUGUGGUGCUGAGUGUUUGCUUGGUGUGUAAUUCUGACCUGGAGCUUGUUGUAAAUACUGUUUUUAGUACUAUGAUUAUUAUGAUUAUUAUUAUCAGAAAUGUUGUACUCAUGAACAAGAGUUGAAAACAAGAGAAAUGGCCAUUUUCACUCUCUCCUGGGGGCUCAGAAGGAGUCGGAGGCUGGGCUAGGUGAAGACAGGGUGCCAGUGGGAUACUGGACCAAAGAGCAGCUGGAAAAUGAUGGAAUUGGGAGCUGGAGGCAGCCGAGUCCUGCAGGCAGGGCAGUGAGAGCGGGGACGGCUGUUCCUCAUGCUGGGAGGAGAAGGAAGGGCUGAGAGGAAGAAUAGAGGUGAUGCUUCAAUUCCAGUACAUCUAAUUUAGUGUUAAUUUAGUGUUGAUCUAAACCUCUCUGUGUGGAGGUUCCAGGUGGUUCCCUGCAACCCGGUGGAAGCUGGAGGAUCUGUCAGGUUUAGCAUGUGCUGGAAGAGAGCUGUAACAGGUUGUGCUGGUCAGAGCCGUCCUCCCAAACAGCUCCUGAGUCUCCAGGCUCAAUUCCUGCCUGGAUUUUCCCUCUCCGUCCCUUGUGCUGUCCCAUGUCCCUCUCUUCCCCCUCCCUAGAGCCCAGAUGGGUCUCAAGUGGAGACUUAUUCUUGCAAUAGCUUUUCCUGGCAGAAAUUCCCAUGGCAAGUGCAGAAAUGGCCUGGCAGAUGGUGCUCAUGCAGGUGUGAGCACUGGGAGACUAAUUUUUCCUCCCCUCCAUCAGGUUGGUGCAGUGAGGGAUGGUGGAGAUGGCUGGAAAAUGUGUUACUGCAGGAGCAGCUCCUGCACCAGAGGAGCAGGGAUGUGCAGGGAGAGCUGUGCAUGGGUAAUGUCAGGGAGCUGCUGCUGAGACACGCCGUGCCAAGGAAACAGCCUCACCUGUGGGGCCAGAGGCUUUACGUGUCCCGGAGCCGUGUUUGCCUGGUGCAGAUGGAUGGAGUAGGGAUGUUCAGGAGCUUGUCCAGGGUCACUGGGCACUAUCAGGGAAAUGUGUGACUGCUUUGGCUGCUGUUGGCUGGAUGAGGAGUGUCCACUGCUGCUCCAAACCCAUUGUGGCCAGGAGCUCAUGCAGCACCGUGCCCAACCUGCAGCACGUGGCAGGGGCCAGGAUCACGGUUAUUCCACGCCUUUCCAUAUCCCUUCAUGCUAUUGGCUAUGUGCAGCUGCAUACUUCAUGACUCAAAUGAGACUAAUUAAGUAUCCUCAUUAACAUCCUUACUGCCCCAGCCUAUGUCAUUCCUAGAGCAUUCCCAUGUGCCGUGGAUGUGGACACAGCAUGCAACCCCUCCAGUUCUCGGGGUCACCUUCCUUAUUGUGGGGUUUGAGGUCUCCAAUGAGGACAUGGGAAUGUGCCUUGUAGGGGGAGCAUCCUUAGGGCACCCACAGCAUCCCUGCCUGGACCUCAAGUGUGGCAGCAGUGUGAGGGAGGAAAGUCAGGAGGGUGACAUCAUUAUGUGCAUGUAUAGGCCUUCCAAGAGCCCUCCUGGAGAAGAGCCUUUGAUUCAGACAAGAAUGAGGAGCUGAAGCUAAAUGAGCUCCCACCUGGUACCAACAGCUGGGUGAUGGGUGAAGCUGUAGGAAAGGCACAACCAGCUGUAGUCCAAACUACAGCUCUGUGCCCAUGUUAUUCCACACAGCAGAGCUCAGCUCUGCCUGUAAACAGGCACUUCCAAGGAUGCUGGCUCCUUCAACUACUUCUGGACUGAGCCUAUUCCUUGUCUUAUUAUUUUGGAGUCAUUAAAAAAUCUUGCUCUAACCCAGUUGUGGGGUUCCCUUUGAGUUGACCUUCCAGGGCCAGUGGGAGUUGAGGAGUUGCAUGCAUCCUACCUCGGGGGUAGGUCAGUAUUGCUGCUCUCUUUCAAAUGUAAACUUCAGCUUGCUUGCUUUAGCUUAGCCCAGUGUGACUGUGGCCCUGGCUCUGCAAUCUUGUCUCACAGGGUUUGUUAUUUCCCUCCCAUGGCAUUCCUGUCCUCCUCGCGGUGGCUGUGCACCCGGCUGUGCACACACGCACAGAAACGCAUCUGUGGAAACAAUAUAUGCACAUUCACUCUGAUACCACUUGAAAUGAGUCAGGGAAUGGCUGUUUACGGUGCUAGAGAUUUCUUACUCUCCAUGCUAGGGAUGAGAUGACAUAGUAAGACCAAUAAACUCCACCUUUGUAGCCAGUUGUCUAAGUAAAGCAGCAAAGGGGCACUGGCCCAUGCCUAUGUGUGGGUGCACUGUGGUCCCCGGGGUGCAGGGGCACAGGGGACAGCUGGGCAUCCCUGCCCUGGCAUCCCCCGUGCCUCAGUUUCCCACACCCUUUGACAAGGGGACAUAGAUGCUCCCUCCCCACGGGGACCACGGGAGAGCCGAUGCCUCCACGUCUCUGAAGUGCUCUGAAAUGGAAAGUACCAAAGUAUGGAGUUGGGAUACGCAGCUGUGCACCCCGGGAGGAACACCCCGGCCCGUGGCUGCAGGAGAGGGUUGGAAGAUGACUGUGUGGGCACAGGGCUGAGCUGUCACCCCCGGGCUCAGCACCCCAGCUGUCCUCCGGGCAGGAUGUGCUCCUCCUGCCACAGCCAGGGUCACAUCCCUUGUGCUGGGUGGGGAGCUGGUGCAGUGUCAUGGAAAGACUUUCCAUCCCUAACAGAGCCUUGUCCGGUUCCCUUUGGUCUGCCACAUGCAUUUCAUUAUCAACUUGAGGUUGUUGUUGUGCAAAAGAAGUGAUCAUGAAAAAAAAAUAAAGGAAAAAAAAAGAAAUAAAGUUGGUAUGAAACCGUA
Molecule: messenger RNA, 5334 nt
Organism: Taeniopygia guttata (zebra finch)
Lineage: Eukaryota; Metazoa; Chordata; Aves; Passeriformes; Estrildidae
Gene: STMN3
Product: stathmin 3
Biological process (GO): regulation of microtubule polymerization or depolymerization; microtubule depolymerization; neuron projection development
Cellular component (GO): neuron projection; cytoplasm
Molecular function (GO): tubulin binding
Source: RefSeq, a predicted model, not a curated record